Molecule: messenger RNA, 3029 nt
Organism: Sorex araneus (European shrew)
Lineage: Eukaryota; Metazoa; Chordata; Mammalia; Eulipotyphla; Soricidae
Gene: GFPT2
Product: glutamine-fructose-6-phosphate transaminase 2
Exons: 19
Coding region: 78-2126 (682 amino acids)
Biological process (GO): protein N-linked glycosylation; UDP-N-acetylglucosamine metabolic process; carbohydrate derivative biosynthetic process
Molecular function (GO): L-glutamine:D-fructose-6-phosphate transaminase (isomerizing) activity; carbohydrate derivative binding
Source: RefSeq, a predicted model, not a curated record
UGCGGGCUAUAAGGGCCCGGGGCGGCGGGGUCAGCUCGCGCCGCUAUUCGGGUGGACGGUCAGCGGGCACGUCCGCGAUGUGCGGAAUCUUCGCCUACAUGAACUAUAGGGUCCCUCGCACGAGGAAGGAGAUCUUCGAGACCCUCAUCAGGGGUCUGCAGCGGCUGGAGUACCGAGGCUACGACUCUGCAGGUGUGGCCAUUGACGGGAGCAAUGGCGAGGUCAAGGAGCGGCACAUCCAGCUCGUCAAGAGGACGGGCAAUGUCAAGGCGCUGGAUGAGGAGCUCUACAGACAGAACAGUGUGGACUUGAAGAUGGAGUUUGAGACCCACUUUGGCAUCGCCCACACGCGCUGGGCCACCCACGGGGUCCCCAACGCUGUCAACAGCCACCCGCAGCGCUCCGACAGGGACAACGAGUUUGUUGUUAUCCACAACGGUAUCAUCACGAAUUACAAGGACCUGAGGAAGUUUCUGGAAAGCAAAGGCUACGAGUUCGAGUCGGAAACAGACACGGAGACCAUUGCCAAGCUGAUCAAGUACGUGUUCGACAACAGGGAGACAGAGGACGUUUCCUUCUCGGCCCUGGUGGAGCGGGUCAUCCAGCAGCUGGAAGGUGCGUUUGCUCUGGUUUUCAAGAGUGUUCACUACCCGGGAGAGGCUGUCGUCACCAGGAGAGGCAGCCCCCUGCUCAUCGGCGUGCGUAGCAAGUACAAACUCUCCACCGAACAGAUCCCCAUCCUGUACCAGACCCGGAGUAUCGAGAAUGUGAAGAGUAUCCCCAAGCCCCGGGUGAGGCGGCUGGACAGCUCCACGUGCCUGCACGCGGUCGGGGACAAAGCCGUGGAGUUCUUCUUUGCUUCCGACGCCAGCGCCAUCAUCGAGCACACGAACCGUGUCAUCUUCCUGGAGGACGACGACAUCGCAGCCGUGGCGGACGGGAAGCUCUCCAUCCACCGCGUCCAGCGCCUGGCCAGCGACGAGCCCUCUCGCGCCAUCCAGACGCUGCAGAUGGAGCUGCAGCAGAUCAUGAAAGGGAACUUCAGCGCCUUCAUGCAGAAGGAGAUCUUCGAGCAGCCCGAGUCCGUUUUCAACACCAUGAGGGGGCGGGUCAACUUUGAGACCAACACAGUGCUCCUGGGUGGCCUCAAGGGCCACUUGAAGGAGAUUCGACGGUGCCGGAGACUCAUCGUGAUCGGCUGCGGGACCAGCUACCACGCGGGGGUGGCUACCCGGCAGGUCCUGGAGGAGCUCACGGAGCUGCCAGUGAUGGUGGAGCUGGCCAGUGACUUCCUAGACCGGAACACGCCCGUGUUCAGGGAUGACGUGUGCUUCUUCAUCAGCCAGUCAGGCGAGACGGCCGACACCCUCCUGGCGCUGCGCUACUGCAAAGACCGCGGGGCGCUGACCGUGGGCGUGACCAACACGGUGGGCAGCUCCAUCUCGCGGGAGACCGACUGCGGCGUCCACAUCAACGCGGGCCCCGAGGUGGGCGUGGCCAGCACCAAGGCCUACACCAGCCAGUUCGUCUCCCUGGUGAUGUUCGGGCUGAUGAUGUCUCAAGACCGGGUCUCUCUGCAGAGCAGGCGGCGGGAGAUCGUCCUGGGGCUGAAGGCCCUGCCUGAGCUGAUCAAGGAAGUCCUGGCCCUGGACCAGAAGAUCCACGACCUGGCCCUGGAGCUGUACACGCAGAGGUCACUGCUGGUCAUGGGCCGCGGCUACAACUAUGCCACCUGCCUGGAGGGAGCCCUGAAAAUCAAAGAGAUCACCUACAUGCACUCGGAGGGGAUCCUGGCUGGCGAGCUGAAGCACGGGCCCCUGGCCCUCAUCGACCAGCAGAUGCCCGUGAUCAUGGUCAUCAUGAAGGACCCCUGUUUCACCAAGUGCCAGAACGCCCUGCAGCAGAUCACAGCGCGCCAGGGGCGCCCCAUCAUCCUGUGCUCCCGGGAUGACACGGAGAGCUCCAAGUUCGCCUACAAGACCAUCGAGCUGCCGCCCACCGUGGACUGCCUGCAGGGCAUCCUCAGCGUCAUCCCCCUGCAGCUGCUCUCCUUCCACCUCGCAGUUCUCCGAGGCUACGAUGUCGACUUCCCCAGGAACCUGGCCAAGUCGGUGACGGUGGAGUGAGACUCGAAGGGCGGGAGUCAUGAGCCCUCCAGGGGCCUCGUGCCUGUCCGAGCGGCCGCCGCGUGCCUUGCAGCCCAAGUGCUCCGCUUCCAGCAGAACUUGCUUCUCCCGCGCGGCCACGGAGAAAGGGAGUCACUGUUUACACCUGGGGACCAGAACUGACUUAUUGUUUUCAUUUUGUUUUUUUUCCCCCUCAUCCCACUACUGUGCAAUGCAGAAAGCCAACGAGCCCCUCUUUGGCGCAGCUGUGACCCCUUUCUGUACUUCGUUCGUCCUGUUUUUGGAUUCUGGUUUUGGGGCCGCACCCAGGGUUCACUCAUGUGUCACUCUGACCUGGGUGGGGCCGGGGAUGGACCCCCAGGCCCCCUGCGUGCCAGACCCGCACUUUACCUGCUGUCCUACCGCUCCGGCCCCUGUGAGACUUUUUUGGAAACUAACAUGGGCUCAUUUGGAAAGACAGAAUAUUUAUUAGGACAAAUGUAUAGCCUUUAAGUUAUUUUUCUAGUAUGUGGCUUUCUGUGGCCAGGGUAAUACACCCUUGAUUAGCUGUGUUGGGGUGUGCACAUGGGGGCAUUGAUUCAUCUCAGACCUGAGCACAAUUUCAGCCCCUCACACCGCACAGCCAGCGCCUUCACCCUUCCUGCUCUCCUAGGGGUGAAGGAUGCCUCUCCAGAAAGUUCUCUGGGAAAGUCCAGCUCCUUCAGAGAUUUCACGUUGGUGGAAAUCUCUCCUCUUGUCUCAUCUUCUCUUUAAAUCAGAUUGUGGUUCUUUACCACUAUCCCAUUACCCGUCGGUUCAUGGUUCCUUCCCACGAUCCCGUUACCCAGACAGCGGAUAUUUUGUGAUUAUUUUGGUCCCCACCUCUUGCCCAUGAGGAAGACGGUUGGAAGCACCCAGCCAAGA